Messenger RNA from Hypoxylon trugodes, 447 nucleotides. RefSeq lists its product as uncharacterized. The transcript is spliced from 2 exons. The coding region runs from base 1 to 447 and encodes 148 amino acids. The record is from RefSeq and is a predicted model, not a curated record. Lineage: Eukaryota; Fungi; Ascomycota; Sordariomycetes; Xylariales; Hypoxylaceae.
AUGAAGGUCUCACAGCUCCUACCGGCGACCCUAGCCCUCGCCAUCACCUCAGUAUGGGCGCUCCCGCAGCCAACCAACAUCGUCGCAGUGGUGACGACAACGGAGCUCGUUGCCAGGAAACCCGCCGUCUCCUACACCGGCACGCAGAGCCAUACUAACCUCCGCGCGAGAGCUUCUCACACCGGUACUCAGAGCCAAACCAACUUGCGUGCGAGAGCGUCUCAUACAGGCACCCAAAGCCAGACUAAUCUCCGCGUGAGGCAAGUCGAGACUUCGAUCACGACGCCGGCCCCCUCGGCGUCAAGCGCCAGUUUCACGGGAAAAUGCGAUUAUAGCUACUGUGAGAGUGGUAGCGAGUACUGCUUCUACUGGGCUGGUGUCACUUCGUAUGACGUUUCGCUGGGCCCGGUUCCCGGGGAGGUUCGUACGGUUAUUGGAACUUGUUAA